AUGACUAAACGACGGACUCGUGAAGACGACGACUUUGCGCUAAUCCCGCCGCCGUCAGCCCCGAUAGCAACGAUCAAGUCAACAUCACAUCGCUCAAUUGACGCCGACUACCCUUCUACUCAAUCACUAGCGCCGGCUUCGUCUCCCCACCAACCAUGCGUUACGGCCUCCACCUCUCGCCAUCCAUCUUUCGGAAGGUUCAGUUCUGCAGGCCCCAGAGGCCGAAAUGCACUUGACAGUAUAGGGUAUGCUCCUGAAAAUAUCCCCACGCCACGGACGACUCGACCGUCUUCUGCUGUUGGAAUUACCAAAAAGCGCCAAAGAGGCUUGAAGUUGUUACCGACAGCCAGCACAUCGCCCAUUCGUCCCAAGCUACCUUUACUUACUCCGGAGCCUCCCAAACAUGCUUCCACAUCUUCGAAGUGUGAUGAAGAACCUGACGACCACGAAUAUAUAGUCGAUAGCUCGGAUGACGAAGGGCCUGUUCCAUUUAAUUUACAGCCGAAAAGUCUACCAAGGUCAUCGAAGAUUGCACGUAUCAGUCAAAACAUCCCAUCAACACAUCCCAGUGACGACCGCACAGUUGCCCGGCCCAGUGCUAUUUCAUCUCCCUCGCGCCUCGAUUCUGGUGCCGUUGCCUCGUCCUCUCGUCUUCCUAUAGGUGCGACCCCAGCACGUCGCAAAUACAUUGCUCCACGCCUUGGGAUCACCCCCGCGCGUCCGGUUGCCACCUCGUCUCGACCUACUACCACCCCAGCACGUCUGACCAGGGUGGAGACUCCCAUCGAUCCUACGCCUAUACCACUCAAUCUCGUACCCGCAGCUCAAACCCCGCGCCAAGUGAACUCCCCGUUCCUCCCACCUGCAAAUACACCUGGCUCUCGAUCCCAUUCGUCAGGAUCUUCCAUUUCUUAUCGCCCGCUCGCAGUUCAUCUGGAAUCGGGUCGAUUAUUCCAGGUCAAUCUUGCCUCCUCGUCCAUUAGGCCCAAACCUCUGUCUUCACUUGUUGAACUCGCUGCAGGAACCAAACGCGGCCCAGGUUCUAAAUCAAGGUCUCCGUCUACGGGUCCCAAACGGCCCCGAAUAUCGGCUCCGAGUCCCCCUAUAGCCGAGGAUAUUAUUGUCGUUUCGAGUUCAGAUGAUGACAUAAUGUAUGAAAAGGGGCCGAGUGCGGAUGGACCAGAAGGCAGAGACGAACGAGCAGACGGGGAACAGGAAAGGGAGGAAAUGGAAGGGGUGCGAGAGAGGAGGCCACCGUCGCCGAGCCCGUCGCUGGGCGAUUACAGGCCCACUCCAUCGGAUUCGAGGUCACGAUCGCACUCUGCCUCGUCCGAUGUAAUAUUGAUUGGAUCUCGGCCCCAUAGUGCAUCUGAGCGACGUUCGAAUCGAAAGGCCUCACUGGACUCGAACCAAGAGGCGCAGAGUCAUGGUCCUGGCAAAGUCGUAACCAAGCCGACUGCAACUUCCCCUUCUGGAGAGGCGCCUGGAAUACCCCCUCCUACCAAGGGCGCACCUCCGUCCACACCUCGCAGUCACCGUUCGUCGUCCAGCGAACAGCCCCGAAUUUCUCGGAAACGUGCGGUGCGGCGAGUGGAGAGCAUCGAGGACUCGGAGCCUACUACUAAUGAGACUGGAACUGGUCGUAGAACUAAAAGGGGCGCUCAGGUACCCGAGCCGUCACCUUCGCCUGAGGAAGGAGACGCUUUGUCUUCGUUGAGAAAGCGGGCGGAGGCUUCCUCUUCUCGGCUUUCGGGCCCUCUACCUGAGCGAAUGGAACGAGCCACUCUUUCGCCCAAGAAAUCUUCUCCGCCUGUGAAUUUAGGUUCGCCUCCCCCUUCCCCUCACUGGACCGGAAACCCUCUAUUUCGACCAGCCACGACGUCCGUGUCUAGUCUAACCGUAUCAUCAAAGGAUCGUCUACUUCGCAAAACACUCCCAGAAACGGCUACGAGCCGGUCCCGACUUGGUGAGACGGAACUACCCCCGCCUCGCGAUGUUGAGCGUCACCCACCCCACGAUACUGCCCAACCACCCAGCCCCGGGCCAACCGAAACUCACGAUGAUGACCCUCUUCAGUCGAUGUAUGAUGAGCCCAUUUGUCAACUGCCUCAGUACCGGGUCGUUAGACCGUCGCAUGCCGCUCCUUCCUCCCCCGAACGGCCUAUCCGUCAAUCUAUGGCACCCUCGUAUUCCAAUUUCAGCUACAUCUCCAGUAUGCCGCCCCCAACCAUAACAUCGGUGCUCCCUGCUUCUCGCCCCGCCGUUCGUCGCCUACGUAUGGAUUGCGUUCUGCUUCCCCGUGCAUCUAAAGCUACGCGCAGGGCCUUGGAGCGUUUCGUACGGAAAGACAAGGGGAAAGGAAAAGAUCCCUCCGAGUAUCCUUCACAACAAUCGAGUGCACCCACAUCCCAAACGGGCGACCCGUCAACUCCAGGUUCGACGUCCCAGGCGCCAGCCAUCAAGUACCUCGUGAUCGACCCGCAGUUGGCUCUACCCUCGCAUUACGAGUAUUUACCCCCAGAGAUUGAGGAGAGCUCGGAAAAGUAUUGUCAUUGUUGUCGAACUCGCUCGAUAGCUGGAAGGAUCAAGAUGCGAUGCGGAAGUAUGACAACUCGGCGGAAGAAAGGUGUUCCGCAUGGAGAGGCGCAUGAGUGUGGGCUGUAUUGGUGUCAACGAUGCAUUGCCAAACACGACAUUCCAUUCAACCCACUUCUCGAAAAUUUCCAAUGUCCGCUGUGUACUGGAACCUGCGAGUGCGAUGUUUGCCGUCGUGAGCGAGGGCAAGAACCACUUGGCCGACGCGCGAUGAAAACUGUCAAGGUGAAACCCGGAAAACGGUCAUUGGACGCUUUUGUCAAGGGCAGAGUUGCGUCGGGCUCGGGUUCGAGAGUGUCAAAUCCCACAGCAGCCCCAUCCGGACCGAUUGUUGAGAUGUCUCAUUCCACUUCCGCACUACUUGAUCCACUGGAACCAUCCGAGUUAACAUCGACUCCGUUGAAUCCAGAUGCCAGGACCGAUAUCGGUCCGUCGACCACGGUUUCGGCCAGAAGAGUCUCGGCUCCCACGAUGUGGUACGGGCGACGCCCACCCCCUCACCUUUGUCAUCGCCGCGCAUCCGAGGGGCAUGCCGUUUCGACAGAAGCGCAUAUAUUCAUCCCCCGCGGUCCGAGAAGGUCGGAGUUGGCUGUCGACACGACCCUCGAACAAGUCGACGAGUCACUGGAGUACUCGGAUGGAUACGAGCCCGAAAGCGAGGGCGACGAGUUGGCGGACAAUGUCGAAUCGGCCGUGGAAGAUAGGCACCAAGUGUUUGAGGGGGAUUAUUCUGCCGUGGGGGAUGCUUCGUUGCUUGGUGCCGACUCGGGUACGUUUGAAUUGGGUAUAGAACAUGGGCCAGACAAUUCGACGCAUGACGCGGUGGACGAAAAGCUCGUGGAUAAGACGGAUGAGUUAGAGGUCCCAACCAACUCAGCUCGUGUAGUAGCUGAGGAUGGUAUGGCCGGCCCGGAAGUUGUAUCUGAGUCGGGGGGGUUGACAAUCAAAGAAGUGGUGCCUUCUAUAGCGCAUACACCAACUGGUACACCGUCUCCCGCUACAACCGAGGUCCUUAUUGGCGCUCUUGCCUACCCUCCCUCAGAUUCCGAUGGGUCUCAAGCUAAUGCGCGUACACCAGUACCACCAGCUCCCGAAGAUAUCAUUCCCAUCAACGCCGGAACUCUCGGUCCUCCCACCCUCGCCGGAGUUCUCGACGAUGCGCCUACUGCCGGCAUUCUUGGAGACGUCCCGGUUGAAGCAUCGUGCGGCGCCCUGACGGAGAUUUUCAACGAGUCAAUUCACAGCCUCGCCGAAAGCGAUAGCGCAGCCCUCGUACAUGAUUACGGCUCGGCAUCGCUCAGUCGACAAACUUCUGAAACGGACGAGUUUCCAUCGACCUCGGAAGCCGAUGAGCCGCGACUGAGAACUCCCAAUUUCGACCUAGUCCGGGCAGAAUUCAUCGGGGAUUCCAUCGAAGAACCAGAACUCAAUCCAGAACUCAACCCAGCCCUUGGCCAACUUCACCCGGAAGGCACGUUUGCCACCGUACCUUGUAUUUCGAGGGGAGAUGGCGGGGAUUACACGAUAUAUGGUUCGCUUCAAGACAUUUCGUUAUUUAAUGGUGUGACGGAUUGUUCUGACGAUACACAUGGCAUCGCUUUAUCUUCCCCCCAGAGUGAACCCGGUCCUGCUGCCUGUGGAUCCUUAUCGGAAUACUACACCCACCCUCGAUCUAUCGCUUAUUUUUAUCAUCAACUCGAGCUCGAACCGCUGGGCAUUUUCGAACUUGAAGGAUUCGAAUCAGAACUUGAACAUGAGUCGGACUUGGCGCUCGGAACCGAUCCCGAAAGCGCCAAGAGUACUACUCUCGAAACACCUUCUCCCUCACUCGAGCCUGAUACCCGUUCCAAUUUGGGGGAUAUUCGAAACCUAUUCGAUACCCACACUGACGAGCCCCGAACCAACCCUUUCAUCUUCCCUACCAAAGAGAAUCAGGCUCGCGUACGAAAGAUUUUGCAGUCCCAAUUUACUCAGAAUGUUGAACCUGACAGCCGAGCCACACGCAGUCGAACAAGAAAAUCAACGAUGGAACGGGGCAAAUUUUUGCGCUCGAAACGAUCCUAUGGUGUGGAUUCGUAA
Messenger RNA from Rhizoctonia solani, 4674 nucleotides. RefSeq names its product mucin 2, oligomeric mucus/gel-forming. The record is from RefSeq and is a predicted model, not a curated record. NCBI's taxonomy places the organism in Eukaryota, Fungi, Basidiomycota, Agaricomycetes, Cantharellales, Ceratobasidiaceae. Bases 1 to 4674 code for a protein of 1557 amino acids. The transcript is spliced from 4 exons.